Molecule: messenger RNA, 1509 nt
Organism: Fundulus heteroclitus (mummichog)
Lineage: Eukaryota; Metazoa; Chordata; Actinopteri; Cyprinodontiformes; Fundulidae
Product: 5-hydroxytryptamine receptor 3A
Exons: 9
Coding region: 50-1381 (443 amino acids)
Biological process (GO): chemical synaptic transmission; nervous system process; signal transduction
Cellular component (GO): membrane; synapse; neuron projection
Molecular function (GO): neurotransmitter receptor activity; transmembrane signaling receptor activity; extracellular ligand-gated monoatomic ion channel activity
Source: RefSeq, a predicted model, not a curated record
UGCUCCAGUUUAUAAAGGAUCCCUCAGGCCGAGCUGAAAGCAAACAGUCAUGGCUUCUCUAAGGACUCUGACUCUUCUGGCUUUAGCUGCAGGUUUUUCCUGCAGCCGGGCCUCAGACUGCUCAUACUUUGGUCUCCUGAAUCACCUGAACAUGGAUACGGCGAACACAGCUCUUGGAAUUUUGCGUCCCGUGAAAAACUGGACCACAACCACGCUCGUUCAACUCGACAUGAUUCUGAACGGCAUUUUGGACGUGAAUGAGAAGUUUCAAACCGUCACAAAUCACAUCUGGAUCAAUAUGUUUUGGAUAAAUGAAUUUCUCACCUGGAAUUCCUCAGAGUUUUGUGGGAUGAACAUGUUGACUGUUCCAAGUUCAAUGCUCUGGAUUCCAGAUAUAAUAAUCUACGAGGAUGCCUCUGAUUGCUCGGAUUCUAAACAGGAUCCUCUUGUCACCGUCGAUCCAAACGGGCUGGUCCGUAUGAGAACCCGACUCAUGCUGACCUACAGCUGCAAGUUCAACCUCUACAGAUUCCCUUUUGAUACGCAAACUUGCAACAUCACAUUUUUAUCCUUGAAUUACGAUGACAGCGUUCUGAAACUGGGCUCAGUCACAAACGCCAGCAUCCUGACAGAGGUGUCGGAGCAUGUCAUGCUGACUGAGGGGGAAUGGAAACUCACCAACAUAGAAAGCAUCACUUCUACUGCCACACAGAAAAGUCAGCUGAUUUACAGGGUCUCCCUUCAGAGGAAGCCAUUUCUUUACAUAAUCAAUUUAAUCUUACCCCUGCUGUUCCUGCUGUUCCUGGAUGUGGCCUCUUUCUUCCUCUGUGAAAGCAGCAGUGAGAAGGUCGGCUUCAAAGUGACGAUACUCCUGUCCAUCUUUGUCCUGCUGCUGAUUCUUAAAGACAUUUUACCGUCCACCGAGGAGGCGCUGCCAGUGAUGGCCAUCUACUGCGUUUCAGUUUUCACCCUGGUGUGGAUCAACGUCCUGGAGACCAUGCUGAUGAGCUUCUUGAACGGCCUCUCCUGCUGUGUUGGCGAGGAAGCCAACGCUUCCGAGGUCUUCAAAGUGAAAACGCAGCUGCAGGCGGACAACCCUAAAGAGUCGACAGGAGAUGCAGGAGCAGCUAACCCAGAAGCGAGUAACCCUCCACUGGGUCCACCUGAUGGUGGAGGACUGCUGAAACGGAUCCUGGGCAAAGAGAAAGCGGCUCUAAAACCCUCAGAAAGACAGGAAGAGGACGCAGGAAGGACCGGCUGCCGCUGGCUCAGACUGGUUAAGAUCUUUGAUAAUGUAUUCUUCGUCCUGUAUUUCACUACUGUCGUGAUUUCUCAGGUGUUUAUGUUUAUGCUUUGGAACAUUCCAGACCUUUUGGGCUAACUGCCUGCGUGUCUUCUUCUGUCGCACGAUUUCUGAGAGUUAUUGGCUGAAUCAAUGUAAUUUAUUCAUACUGGUAAAUAGAAGUGAAAUUAAUAGAAGUUAAGACUCACAAUAAAACAUUUCUGCCU